This is a messenger RNA of Microthlaspi erraticum, 387 nucleotides long. NCBI's taxonomy places the organism in Eukaryota, Viridiplantae, Streptophyta, Magnoliopsida, Brassicales, Brassicaceae. The record is from the annotation of a GenBank genome assembly.
AUGUUGCCAAAGAACUCUUCCAAGAGAUGGUUUCUCGUGGUGUGCACCCGUGCUGUAACUUAUGGUAUUUUGUUGGACGGUUUGUGUGACAAUGGAGAACUAGAAAAUGCAUUGGAGAUAUUUGAGAAAAUAGAGAAGAGUAAAUUGGAUUUUGGUAUUGGUAUCUACAAUAUCAUCAUACAUGGGAUGUGCAAUGGUAGUAAGGUCGAUGAUGCUUGGGAUUUGUUCUGUAGCCUUCCUCUUAAAGGAGUGAAGCCCAAUGUUAAGACAUACACCGUAAUGAUUGCAGGACUAUGUAAGAAAGGCUCACUGUCCGAAGCUGACCUGUUGUUUAGAAAGAUGGGAGAGGAUGGGAUUGCACCAAUAGUGGUACAUACAACACACUAA